AUGGAAGAAAGAACACCAAAUCGACCAACUCAAGAUAGCAUACCAGAAAACAGUUUAAUUCAAGCUGCUUCAAGGGAUUUCCAAAAUCUUAAACCAACAAUUGCUUCAAAAGAUUUUGAAGAUAGAAAAUCAACAGACAAAACCUUCUGUCCAAAUCGCUCUGAAACCAAGAAAUUUUUGCCAUUAAUUCAUCUGCCACAAUACCGGUAUAGAAGAAAUAGAAGAAGUAUAGGAAGUGAAUAUUUUCCCUGGAGUAGUGUUGAGAUUGUAUAUCUGUAUUGGUUUUGGAUCGUGUUUGCUGUUUAUAUUAAUCCAAGAGAUUGA
Molecule: messenger RNA, 324 nt
Organism: Lottia gigantea (owl limpet)
Lineage: Eukaryota; Metazoa; Mollusca; Gastropoda; Lottiidae
Exons: 2
Coding region: 1-324 (107 amino acids)
Source: RefSeq, a predicted model, not a curated record